UUGGUUGUGAAGAACGAAAAGAAGAAAAUAAAACUACAAGGUUAAUUUUUUGUCCUUCUGUGUGAGAUAUAUCAAAAGAGUAAAUGGCAAGAAGAUGGUCUUUUUACAUGGAUAUGCUGCCAGUUUUGGUGAUUAUAGGCAACCAAUUAAGUUUGGUAGCAUUAGUCACACUGUUCAAAGAAGCCACGCUGCAAGGGAUGAACAACCAUGUCUUUGUUGCUUAUACUUCUGCUGUUGCUGCCACUCUACUCUUUCCUAUCACUUUUUUCAGAAGAAGAUCAAGAGUGGUUCCUCCACUUAGUUUCUCCAUAGCAUCCAAAAUCAUGUUCAUUGGGAUGAUAGGAACCUCAUCUCAGAUAAUGUAUUAUGUUGGAGUUAGCUACAGUUCUCCAACACUUGCUUCAUCAAUCGCCAAUCUGGGCCCUGCUUUCACCUUCAUUCUUGCCAUCAUUUUCAGGAUGGAAAAGAUAGCUGCCAAAAGCAGAAGUAGUCAAGCUAAGGUAGUUGGAAGCAUAAUAUCAAUAACAGGAGCAUUUGUAUUGACUUUGUACAAAGGCCAUUCAAUCAUCAAAGCUCAUUCCCAUGAUCUUUCCAUACCACUUCAACAUCCAUUUAGCUUUCUUAAAUCUGGGGAUGCAGAUUGGGUCAUUGCUGGCAUUCUGCUCACAGCUGAAUGUUUAAUAGGUUCAUUAUGUUACAUUGUGCAGGCUGAUGUUCUAAAAGUGUUCCCGGAUGAAGUGACAAUAGUCCUCUUUUACAACGUGACUUCCACAGUCAUGUCUACACUUGUAGCUUUAUUUGCAGUGCCAAACGCAAAUGCUUGGAAAGUAGGACUGAAUAUUUCAUUAAUCUCCAUUAUUUGCACUGGAACAAUUCAGAAAGUCAUGGGCUAUAUACUUUCCACGUGGGCACUGCGCUUAAAGGGGCCUGUGUAUCUAGCAUCAUUCUCACCCCUCCAAAUUGUUUUUUCUAUUGCCAUGGGUGUCAUCUUCCUUGGUGACUCUCUUCAUGUUGGAAGUAUAGUUGGAGCGGCAAUAGUAUCAUUUGGCUUUUAUGCUGUGUUGUGGGGCAAAGCAACAGAGGAGAUAGAGGAAGAAGUUGAUUACCCGGAAUCACCAGCUACUGAGAAUGUUCCUUUAUUGCAAAGCUAUGGAACCGAAAACUUAUGAAAAGAAAACAGAUGGAAAUGUCUAAAAACUAGUGAAAACUCAACAGCCAUUAAUUUAUCUUUUAGCAUCUUAAGAACAUGUUCUUUUGUACCUCAUAACAAAGUUUGUUUAUCUUUUAUUUUCUUGUCUCCUUUCACCAUUAAGGAAAACUGGUGAUAUGGAGGACGACAACAAACCAAACCAAUUCUAAUAUAAUUCGAGUCUCAAUUCGACUACUAA
Glycine soja is the source of this 1388-nucleotide messenger RNA. RefSeq names its product WAT1-related protein At3g28050-like. Gene Ontology annotation, molecular function: transmembrane transporter activity. The record is from RefSeq and is a predicted model, not a curated record. Gene Ontology annotation, cellular component: plasma membrane. Bases 84 to 1169 code for a protein of 361 amino acids. The transcript is spliced from 7 exons. Lineage: Eukaryota; Viridiplantae; Streptophyta; Magnoliopsida; Fabales; Fabaceae.